Pyrenophora tritici-repentis Pt-1C-BFP is the source of this 1530-nucleotide messenger RNA. NCBI's taxonomy places the organism in Eukaryota, Fungi, Ascomycota, Dothideomycetes, Pleosporales, Pleosporaceae. The record is from RefSeq and is a predicted model, not a curated record.
AUGUAUAACCACCAGCAAGCACCGAUCCCGCACACGGAACUCACAGGAGACAUGUUCGAGACUCCCUCUAGCACAAUAGCCGCCGAAUACCGUAUACGCGGCGAACCCAACCAACUGCUCAAGGAUCCAGAUAUAGAAGAAGAUGUCGUCUAUCGCAUAACACCAGAAAGCAAGAUAACGCAGAGUCUGCUGGAAAUAUGCGCAAAACAAUUCUUGUCCGAGUAUGGCGCAUGGAGUGGAAUGGCUGCGUUGAAAGCAAAGUGUCUACCGGAUGGUGCAAACAAUGUUCUGAUCACGGCAGUGGCCAGGGGUCGCAAGCACAUUGGCCACUGCUUCGUAAGUCAGUGGAUACACAUGGAUCGCCGCAUCUGGUGGGUCACGCAACUGCUGGUAGUGAAUGGCUAUCGUAGCCAAAAACGCGCUACAAGGAUGCUAAGAGUCUUGACUGAACACUACGACAUAGGCAAGCUCGCCUCACAGACAGACUACGUAGGAGUAAUCAGCGCACAUCCAUACGCCAUCUGUACCGUACUCCGAGUCUUCGGUCGCGGUAUCGAACGCUUGCCUUCGAAACCGGAUUGGGAGAAAAGGUGGGAGGAUAUCGCACCUCUUACACCAUUUCCGACGCCAGUAUGCGUCUAUAUAAUGGGUACCGCCCCGCUCAAGUACCUCAACACUGCCAAAGUAUUACCAGGGACCUUGUCUGCGAGGACAAAUUUCUAUCUCGACUCUAGGGUAGCGAAAGAGGCCGUAGAAAGGAUCGUCCACUCUAUGAACAGACAGAUUGUAGAGCCUUGGGAGUGGCUUUUCGGUAAUUUGGAGCAAGGAUGUGAAUACGUGUGUGGUCUUAGCUAUCGGUAUGAUCCGGAGUACACGUUAGUGCCGAAGACAUGCAAUGCUUUGCGUUCCAACAGAAAUCACGACGAUGAAGGCGGAGUGAACACCUCCACGUCUUCUUCGUCUACGUACACUGACGCUAGGACGUUUUUUGGUGACCCGUCACCCUCUAUACCGUAUGCCGACAUCGAUAGCUAUCUAUUCGACGUCCCAUUCAGAUGCAUUCUCGAACCAAGCCUUAGCCGUGUCCAUGCCAACCUGGUGGGCACUAAACGCAAGCGCAUCCACGAAGCAAAGGAACUGAUUGCAAAACAAAGAUCCAUGCUAUCCAUCAUCAUGGGCGGAAAGCCGAUUCCUCCCUGCCUCCGAGAAGCUUACCAGGUAAAGACGAGGAGGUACCCACUGCCUGACCACAUAAAGAGCUGGGCUGCCUUUACCGAAUACAUGUUCGAAUGCUUUCCCAACGACAUCAACGUCACUCCCCGGGUACUGAUCCUCCAAGCCAUCCACUUCCAAGAAUUGCUAGAUGAGCAUGAGAAAGCAGGAGGAAAUGGAGGAAAAAAGGAGACGAAAGAAGAGAUAACAAGAACAAUGGAACCCGGCGAAACUCCCAGCGAGAUACAGAUCGAACUCCAGGGGCGCCAAAACACCAAGCCAACUCCCCAUAUCUACAAACGCAGACACGCCUCCUAA